CCCGUAUCUCAUACUCGCUUUCUUUAGUGCCUUUUCCCCCUCUGCACGCUAGUGAUCUGCCCCCCCUCCCAUCGGAUCGCGGCAAACAACGGCUUGUCUCCGGGUUGCGGCCACCUUGGACAGUGUUCCGACAAGAGUGUUGCAGGCGCGUGUGCUAUCAAUUGUGGACUAACGGCAAUCUGGGGGCGGAAAACGCCGUAGGGGUCCCUUUUGUAUCUUUGCAUGGAUGGAAAGCGUGGAUAUAUGUUUGUUGUAGAGCCCGCCCGCGCGGAAACGGGGGGGAAACACCUCAUACGAUGGGCACGAGAUCAUUCUUCCGUUGUGGUUAGACGAUCGACGAUUGAGUCUUUGCAAACCAGAGACAACUCGCAAUAGUCGAAAGAAACACACACACACACAAGACAGACGCACAAUGGCAGACGUCAAGGCGCCCACAGACAUCUCGUCGAGCCCGAGGCGGAGCGUUGACGCCGCCCCGGAGAAGAGCCUCGACGCCGAUGAGCUCCGUCUGGCCCAGAUGGGCCACACGCAGGAGCUCAAGCGGCACUUCAGCACGCUCAGCCUCAUCGGCCUCGCGUCGACGACGACCAUCUCCUGGACCGGUCUCGGCCUCGGUCUCAUCACGGAGAUCAACGCCGGCGGGCCGGGUGCCGUCAUCUACGGCUUCAUCCUCGUCACGCUGCUUCAGUGCUUCCUCGGCGCCUCGUUAGCCGAGUUCGUGUCGUCGUACCCGACCGAGGGCGGCAUGUACCACUGGAUCGCCGCCGUGGCGCCCAGGCGCAUGACGGGCGUGCUGAGCUUCUUCACCGGCUGGUUCAGCGUACUCGGCUGGAUCUUCACGACCGCCUCGACGAACCUCAUCUACGCCCAGGUCCUGAUGGCCCUCAUCGCCGUCUACCAUGGCGACCUCGAGAUCCAGGCGUGGCAGACCUUUAUCGUCUACCAGGGUCUGAACCUUAUCACGGCUGGUAUUGUCAUGUUCGGCAACAAGAUCAUCCCCGGCCUUAACAAGUUCUCGCUCUUCUACCUGCAGAUCGGCUGGCUCGCCGUCAUGGUCACCGUCGCCGCCUGCGCGCCCACCCACCGCGACCCGGAGUUCGUCUUCCGCACCUGGAUCAACAACACGGGUUGGGAGAACCAGGUCGUCUGCUUCAUCACGGGGCUCGUCAACCCGUUGUACAGUCUCGGCGGUCUUGACGGGGUGACGCACAUCACGGAGGAGAUGCCUAACCCCUCGCGGAACGCCCCCCUCGCCAUCGCCAUCACGCUCUGCAUUGCCUUCGUCACGGGCAUCACGUACCUCAUCACCCUCAUGUUCUCCAUCCAGGACUUCGACGCCCUGUCCACGACCAACACCGGCCUGCCGCUCGCCGAGCUGUUCCGCCAGGUCACGCAGGGCGCCGGCGGGGCCUUCGGUCUGACCUUCAUCCUCUUCGUCGCCCUGGGCCCCUGCGUCGUGAGCUCGCAGCUGAGCACCGGAAGAGUCUUCUGGGCCUUUUCGAGAGACGGCGCUAUGCCCUUCUCCAGAGUAUGGUCGAGAGUCCACUCCAAGUGGCAGGUCCCCAUGAACUCCCAACUCGCCGUCACCGCCAUCGUGGCGGCGCUGGGCUGCCUCUACCUCGGCUCCUCAACGGCCUUCAACUCGCUCCUCGGCACCGCCGUCACCAUCAACAAUAUCUCAUACAUGUUCCCGAUCCUCACGAACCUCCUUACCCGGCGCAAGAACAUGCAUCAUGGCGUCUUUCACAUGGGCCCCACACUCGGUCCCAUCGUCAACAGCGUCACCGUGUGCUGGCUGACCUUCGCUAUCGUCUUCUUCUCCUUCCCCUACGUCAAGCCCGUCGAGCCCGCCAACAUGAACUACACGUGCGUCGUGGUUGGCGGCCUCACGGUCCUGGUUGGAGCCUGGUGGCUCAAGGCCGGAUCGAAGUAUAGCGAGAAGAUGCUCCAGGCGAAGGAAGAGUAAGAUGACUAGUGUGGUAGUACUUGGCAGAUUGAUAAGGGCAGGAUAGUUAUUUUGAGAAUUUUAGACUAGAGUAGCUUGUACGACGUAAAGACCGGUAACAGCCACAAGACUGAAGGGCAGAGAAGAGUCCUUCAAGUGAUAGUGUGAGCGUAGAGACGGGAUAGGGGUCGAUG
Molecule: messenger RNA, 2139 nt
Organism: Colletotrichum destructivum
Lineage: Eukaryota; Fungi; Ascomycota; Sordariomycetes; Glomerellales; Glomerellaceae
Product: Putative amino acid/polyamine transporter I
Exons: 5
Coding region: 413-1966 (517 amino acids)
Biological process (GO): transmembrane transport
Cellular component (GO): membrane
Molecular function (GO): transmembrane transporter activity
Source: RefSeq, a predicted model, not a curated record